Molecule: messenger RNA, 1483 nt
Organism: Fimicolochytrium jonesii
Lineage: Eukaryota; Fungi; Chytridiomycota; Chytridiomycetes; Spizellomycetales; Powellomycetaceae
Exons: 2
Coding region: 368-1318 (316 amino acids)
Source: RefSeq, a predicted model, not a curated record
GGGGGUUACCGGUGGUGAGCUUGUCGGCGGCUUGCUUUUGGUGGUGCUCACGGGCUAUCCGGGCGAACAUGGUGGCGGGUUUAUGGGUCUUGACACUCGAGGGUGAGCAGUAGUGCGAAGGUGAUUACGGUGGCCAACGAAGGAAGAUGGUGCUGUGUGAUGUGUGUUGUGUGAUGAGCACGAGAAGUGUGAAUCCGCGUGGGUUGCGGCCAUCUUGCUCUCCACCACUCUCCAUCUCUAUCCAACUUCCACCCCGGCGCUCCCACCCACUCAUCCCCAACCUCCAAACAGCAUCGGCAUCUACCGCCACCACAUUCAGAAUACACACAGAGAACCGUCCUCGGCCUCGCGCCCUAAAUCGGCAACCAUGACAGUCCACCCGUACCCCACGCACCCACAAACAACAGAACACCUCGCCCACCCGUCCUCUCUCGCCGCCGACUCCCCACCCUACAUCGCCCAUGCGCACUCUCUCGCCCAACCCUACGCCGGCCGCUUUGGCACUCCGCCGCCGGCCUCGGGCUACGGCACCCCGCCGCCGAUGAUGACUCCCGCGCCAGAGGGAUCGUACCCAUCACACCCUCACGACCCGAACCAACAAUACCAGCAACAACAGCAAUACCAGCAGCAACAACACCUCCCACAACAGCCCUACGCCCCAUCCCACCCCGCCGGCCCACCACAACAAGCGUACUCCGCCUACCCCGCCCAUCUCCGCAACACGCCCCCACCCGCCGGCAACUACCAAGGCCACGUCGCCGGCCUAAACGGGUGGAACGAUAUCCCCUCCCACCUGCUCUCUGGGAUCGCGGGGAAGAAGAAGGGCGGGCCGGGGAGUGUCGGGACAGGGUCGGGCGCGGGGAGCGGGACCGCGACGCCUGUUCCUGCUGCUGCAGCUGCCGGCGGAGUGAAUCCGAGUGUGGGCGAUCCCAAGGCCUAUGUGGUGAGGAUCUUUACGGCGGAAUUGGAUCGGGCCAAGGGGGUUGUUGAUGCAUCACAACGCCGCAUUUUGGAAGACUCGACUAAACGCAUGGAGAACCUGUACGAGCGUAUCAGUUCAGACCAGAUCGCACCGCAUAAUCUGACCCUCACAGUUGAGCUCGCCACCGGUAAGAGGUCGCCCACCCUUCCUUUAACUCUCCCUGUCUUUUUGUUUCUCGCUCACAUCCCUCAUUUGCCACACGCAGCAUUGACGAACCGCGACUACACCUCCGCGACCGCCCUCGUCACCUCGCUCAUGACCACCGCGUUCGAGCAGGAGGGGAAAUGGGUGCUGGGCGCCAAACGGCUCGUGGAGAUUUUGCAGAGGGUUCACUAGCGGGACCACUCUCGCACUACCUGGGGGCAGGGUAUCUGGGGGCGUGAGGAGAGUGCUUGUGGCAUGAGGCAAUUUGGGAAAGGAGGGAAGUGGAUAUGGGCCUCUUUCCGUAGCCUUUCCUUGCGAUGUAGCAUCGAAUCGAUCACGUGAGCGAGCGUGACGCGC